This is a messenger RNA of Saccostrea cuccullata (small rock oyster), 345 nucleotides long. RefSeq lists its product as uncharacterized. The record is from RefSeq and is a predicted model, not a curated record. The transcript has a single exon. NCBI's taxonomy places the organism in Eukaryota, Metazoa, Mollusca, Bivalvia, Ostreida, Ostreidae. The coding region runs from base 1 to 345 and encodes 114 amino acids.
AUGUCUGAGAAUUUCGAUGUCAAGACAGAAGUUCGACAAGGAUGCUUGCUGUCAUCACCAUUUCUUUUUCUCUUGGUCAUUGAUUGGAUCAUGAGGACUACCACGUCAGGUAGGAACCAUGGUAUACAGAGGACACUCCUGACGCAAUUCGACGAUAUUGAUUUUGCCGAUGACUUUGUUCUCCUUUCACACAACCACAGUCAGAUGCAGGAUAAAACAACUCGCCUUGCAACAACAUCGACAGGAACGGGACUCAAAAUCAACUCGAAGAAAACAAAAUUGAUGAAGAUAAAUACCACUAUCCAAACACCAGUCAGUUGGUUCCGAGCCCAUCGAAGAAGAUGA